ACUUCCUUCCUCUUCCUCCUUUUAUCAGUUUCUGGAGCAUUUUGUUUAGUUUUUUUAACAGAAAUGCAGAGUCUGCAUGAAGUCAGAGUGGGAACUGCUCACACACAGAGGAUUUGAAGCUGAAAAAGGAGCCAAACUGCACUUUUAAACUGAAGACUGGAGAGUCAGCUGAUCCUUCACAUCUCACUUUGAUUAUUUCUUUCCUGAAAGUGCAGAUUGACGCGGUUUCAGCUUCUCUCCAGCAGCGCGUCGCAGCCGUGCGUAAAAACCUCCAAACCUCCCCCCUGAUCCCCGGGUCUCUCCCUCUCUCCCCCCCGGGCUGUGGGAGGCACCUUCAUCUCUUCCUCUCCCUGAAAGACUCUCUCUGAAUACGCGUGUUCAGCCUCUCGUCCUUCCUCUCCUCUCCGUACAGCCGUGCGUAAAAGCUUCCAAACCUCCAAACUUUCGCCCUGAUCACCGGGACAAAGCCCUCCCUCGUCACCCACAGGAUUUCCUCUCUCCCUCUUCUCCCCGCUGAAUGAGUCCCUCUGAAUCCGCGUUUUCAGCCUCUUAUCAAUCCUCUCCUCUCCAUACAGCCGUGCGUAAAAGCCUCCAAACCUCCAAAUCUUCUCCCUGAUCGCUCUCUUCACCCACAGUAUUUCCUCUCCUCCUCCCCCUCGCCCUCUUCCUCUCCCCCCCUGAAUGACUCUCUGUGAAGCCGCGUUUUCAGCCUCUCGUCAUGGAUGUGAUGAAGAGCCGCUACCUGGGCAUCGGAGUGGCCGUUGCGCACGGCGUGUUCUCCGGAUCCCUGAACAUCCUGCUGAAGUUCCUCAUCAGUAACUACCACUUCAACUACCUGACGCUCAUCCAGCUGCUCACCAGCUCCACGGCCGCGCUCACUCUGGAGCUCCUGCGCCGUUUGGGGAAGGUCAACGUGCCGCCGUUCAGCGUGCAGCUCUCCAAGGAGUUUGGCCCGGUGUGUAUCCUGUCCACGCUGCAGUCCACCCUGACUCUGUGGUCUCUGCGCGGCCUCAGCCUCCCGAUGUACGUGGUGUUUAAGCGCUGCCUGCCGCUCUUCACGCUCAGCAUCGGCGUCUGCGUGCUGAGGAACGGCAUCCCGUCCAUCGGCGUGGCGAUCGCCGUCAUCAUCACCACAGGGGGCGCUGCUCUGGCCGGUGCGGGCGAUCUCACCGGCGACCCCUUUGGUUACGUCACCGGUGUUUUGGCGGUCAUCAUCCACGCCUUGUACCUGGUUGUGAUCCAGAAAACGAGUCUGGACUCUGAGUACGGUCCGCUAACGGCUCAGUACUCCAUCGCCAUCAUGGCCUCGCCGGUGCUGCUGGUGUGCUCCCUCAUCUCCCUGGACACCGUCAACAUGUGGUCGUACGAGGGCUGGAAGGACCCCCACAUCACCGUCAUCUUCUUCUGCUGCGUCUUCAUCGGCUGUCUCAUGAACUUCACGACGCUUCACUGCACGUACAUCAACUCCGCCGUCACCACCAGCUUCGUCGGCGUCGUCAAGAGCAUCGCCACCAUCACGGUGGGAAUGCUGGCGUUCACCGACGUGGCGCCAUCUCGCCUGUUCAUCGGCGGCGUGGCGGUCAACACCGUCGGCUCCAUCACUUACUGCGUGGUCAAAUACUUUGAGACGAAGAAGAUGAGUUUGUACGAAGAUCUGGAGGAAGCUGGGAAAGACGGAGCGCUUCCUGGCGAGCCUCACCAAGAGAAACCGGCUCUAAACGGGGAUUCUGGAUCUAAUCCGGGACAAACGGAGGUCGAUGGGGUGUUGAUUGGUGACGGGAAGACGGAGGUAGUUCAGGACGGUGUGGCUAACGGAGAUGCGUGGACAGGAAACGGAGAAACAGAGGCAAAUCCCCAUGUUAUGACAGAAACAGAAAUGCUAGAGAUGCAACGAGAGCAUCUUCACAAGGAAAACGCCGCCCCGAACCCUGGUCCGUCGGUCAGUGACAGCUAUUUGGGGGUUUGGAGGUCCAUCAGACAUCUCCAGUUCAUGAAGAAAGAACCUUUAAUCGACAACAUGGAGCAGCAGAGUCCGUAGGGCCAGAAAAGAGACCUGGACAGACUCUAGAAAUUAAGAAUUAGAGGGAAAAAGAGACUCUAUGUCCACCGGGAACGUACUUCAUUAGCAGCGCUGAACAAAUGCUCGUUGAAAACAUGUUUGCUGCGACACCUCGAGGAGCUUUUUGUGCUAAAAGUUCAAUUUCAUCACACAAGGCUUUGAGUGCAAAGAACAGGCAAAACAGAGAGUCAUUUUUUGUGUUUAUAACGAGAAGUAAAACAGAGGUUCCUGGUGGAGAAAAGUGGAUGAAGAGUUUUGUGAGAAGCUGCCUGUCAGAGAUAAAUUCGGCGGGGACGAGGCUAACCGCCGUGUAGCAUGAUUUGCGUCUCCUCGGAUUAGCCUGCUAUCCAAAAAAAAGAAGCAGGUCUUGUAGUAAAAGUGCAAAAACAUCCAAUCAGGGAACAGCAAACCAACAGCAGCAGACGCCUGAGAGUUAAUGUUUUUUUAAACACCUGGGGGAAAUCUGGUUUCUGCUUGAUUUGAGGAUGCAUCUUGAAUGCACCUGUAAAAGCAUGCGCUGGUCAGAAACAAUGCUAAUGGCUAUGGGUGUUUGAGUCUGAAAAUGAGAUGUAACCCUGCAGGUCUUCUGUCACACCUGUUUAGAGUUGGUUUACCAUUCAUGUUUCUGCUUUAAUAAGUUAGUGGCUGCUUUAACACAAGCAGGGAAAUGGAGUAGAAGUGUAAAAUAAGGUAUUGGGCUUCAAUGUAAGGUUCUGCUUUUACGUUAGAAAGGUAUUUGAGCUUUUCUGUUUCUGUCCUAACACUUUGCCAUUACUAAACAUACACACUUCUUAUCACGUUAGCUUAGCAUAAAGACUGGAAGCAGGGUUAAACAUUUAGCAAGUUUCUGUCCAAUUAAAAUAAAAAAACAACAGCAACAGAAACCAACACAGAUUAGAUUCAUUAACUGCAAAGACAAUGUUUUUCCAAUAUUGAUUAAUUGUGGAAUAAACCCUUUGAGUGUCGACGUCACGACUACGACACAGUUUAAGCGGUACGCAAAAUAAAAAAAGCUGUAACUAAACACGAAUCACCUCAGAGAAGCAGGUUACAUUUAUACAUCAGAAAUGUGUCCUUGCUUUGUUGUCUUGUGCCGGAAUCAAAAGAGUAAUGCCGCCAAUUUGAAGAAACACAAUUAAGGUUUAAAUCGAUAAUAAGAUGCACGGAUCGGACUGAGACGAUCAUCAAAUAUGCAAAGUGUGGGUAGCGCCAGGUUUAAAUCAGAUAAGGUUAAAUAAAGUAUUGCCAUCUGUUGGUAUGGAUAUGUUUUGUCAACCUAAUUUGAAAUGAAGGAACUAAGAGAAACAACGUCUGUACAUUUCUAUUGAAACUCUUUGCUAAUUUUUCCGAAAUGGCAACGGUCCCAAAAGUGUUUCAUUUGAACAAAAAACAAAUUGCCAUGUUCUUUAAGCACUCACUUUCCCUUCACAAAACAGAAGCAUAAAUGACUAACUAUUACGUAGAAUAACAGCAAAAGAUGACCCGUCCUAUGCUGCCUCUGAUUGGUUAAUACUUGUUGCCUUCCUUGGUUGGAUUGGUUGAGUUUUAGGCGUGAGUAGUGGGAUUGGUUAGGAUGAGGGUAAGAAUAUCAGGGUUAGCCAAUCAAUGGCAUUAAGGGUUAGGGUUUAUUAUUUCAAAACUUUCAGGAAAACCUUAAGAAUUGGAUUACAUUUACCCAAAAAGCCGGAGAUUUCCACCACAAUUAAUACAAAAUUAAGUUCUACAUGAAACAGACUGUGUCCAGUGGGAAGACAGUUUAAAUCUGUUUCUAAGCUAAUGUAAAACAUGUAAGACAGUUGAGCCGGAUGUUGCUACAUUUAGUAAAGAUGUCAGGCAUUUAAAAGCCUCUGUGUAAAGCACUACUCUGCCUUUCUCCUAACACACAUUCAGGGAAACAACAACUGAGGUUUUCAUUCUGUAUCUUCCCUUAAAUCUCAAGAUAUCUGUAUUUAACUCUAAACCAGAAAGAUUUAUCUCUUCCUCUUCAAACGUUAUCUCUGUCCACACAGAAAAAAGCUACCGGGCGUCUUCAAUUGCGUGUGGAGAAAAAGCUGUCAAGCGGUGAUAUUGAUCGAUAUUGAUUUUUCUUCUCACACUCCCCAAACUUCAUUUAACGGUACAAAAGAUCUGAUGUCCCCCCGAGCUGCAGCAGACAGGGUGUGUGCAGCUGCUUUAUCUGUUGUUUUGGACGAUCAACGGUUUACUUAAAAGAUACGUGAAGUUGUUGAAGCAUGACGUGAUUGGUUGGUGUUGCAGGUGUGUGUUUUGAGUACCAGCACGAUGAACUGUUGAUGUGUUUUUUCUGUAUGUCCAGGUUUUAAAAAAAGUAAAUGAAUGUAUUUGAAAUGUUUAUUUUCCCCCUAACAUCCAAAUCUAAAAUGUGCUGAAACUGCAUGGAUGUUGACACAAGUUGAAAUAGACAUAAAACUAAAUCAAAUCAUAUUCAGACCAAGUUUUUUAACUUCAGCUUUCUCAAGUUCCCUGCAUUUAUUUAUCCAUUUAUUUUGCAUAUUGUGGACCCACCUUUCUCGAGAAAUACAAGUACAUUAAAGCCAGAUAUAUUUCAAUCUUUCUAAAUAAUUUAGCCUAAUUUUACACUUAAACAACAUCCUAAUAAUUGUUAUUUGACGAGAACCAGUUAUGGAGAACAUUGAGAUAAUUGAGUGAACUCUCCCAAUUAAGAAAUUCUAAUUAUAUUUAAAUUAAUUAAUACCAUAAACUCUCUUUUUCUAAGUGCACAGUGGGUCGGUUUAGCAUUCACAAAUCUGUAAUUUGUCUAAAGACAUGCAUACGGUUUCAUAUAAUCUGUGAAUAAUAGGGUUAAAUACAAUUUAUAUUUACCCCAUAAUUUAUAUAAUUAAUUUAAUUGGGUAGUUCUUUCAGGAUUCUGUGUGCAGAAAAAAUAAUUCCAGUAAAAUGCAGAAUUCAUUUAGUUAGUGUUAUUGUCAGUUUUUCUGGCAAUAAAUCUGCUUCUCCAUCUGUCAAAAUAAUCUGAGCUCUAUAAAAUGUGCUGCACAUAAUUUAGUCAUUUUAGUUGGGAACGCAGCGCACAGCAAUGACUUUAUUUGGAAAGUAGUUAUCAAUUCUCAAGAUGGGCACAAUCAGCAUAAGCAGCCUGUUGUAAAGACACUUUGUGGAAGAAGCAGAAAGAGAUGGCUCUGGUUGUUCGUGGAAAAUAGUUAAUGUUUUCUCUGUUUCUACAAAAAUUGUUAGUUUUAGUUUGUCCAAAUUGCAGCCUUCGUUACAGUACAUGCUCAUUUUUUUAAAUGUUUCCAGGCCGUGUAGACAAAUGAUUAAUAUCUGAGUGAUGGAAGUUUAACAUAAUUUUUGUUAAGUUGUAAUAUUGCAAUGUUUUCCUUUUGUGUCCAACAUGGUGACAUUUCUCUUCCUCACCUUAUCUCUAAAGAUGUCAAGUAAUCAGUUCAUUAUGGCUCUGUUUCAUCCAGGAACAGACAACGUGACUUAUUCUCAACUUCCAUUAAUUAUGUUUUGUGAGUGUUUAUGUGCCUCAAACUUUUCACCCUGCCUCUUCUUUAUUUAACUUUAUUUUGUAGAAUGUUUACAAGUACUGUUUUCAUGAGCUUUGGCUUAGGGAUAAAGAUAAAGAAAACUCAAGAUUGACUCAAAGACAUCUGGCUUUUUCGAGCGAAAUAUGGGGCAUGUCAACAAAAUGAAGGAAAGAGAAAACUAUGAAAUGUUUACAAAAAGUUUUCAUUUAUAACGUGCAUUUUUCUAUCACGGUUGGAUUGGUGUUUUAAUCCUAAAGGCUAAUGCAUGCCUAUGUGCAGUUAACUUCUUAAGGCUGAUUUGGAUCUCAAAUCGUGACGCUUUAUAAACUUUAUGCAAAAACCAAGAGUAGAGGUGACAUUUUGGGCUAACAGAAUACAUGUAACACAAGGAUUAACUGUUACAUCUGAUUUUAUUGUUUCUUACCCAAUCCUUACUUCAACUUCAUUGAUUAUUGCAUGUCUUAAACCUUCAAAAGCAUUUAAAAGAAGUGACUUGAAGAUGUCCUCACUUAGUGGGUCUAAAAACUGGCAUUGGUCCUCAUAAAUGUAUGAAUACAAACACACACACACACACACAGAAGCAGUGGAUGGAGGAUAUACACAUUAUUCCCCCAGGGUGUUUUGAAUGACUUGGAGAAGAAAAACAAGCUAAGAAACAAUAAUUCCCAGGUUGUUUAUUUUUAUUUCUGUUUUUAUUUAUUUAUUUGCACGUAAAGUUAUUGCCCGUGUUUUGAGUCUGUAUUGUUCCUGAGACGAAAAAAAAAAAGUGUCUGGUGAAGUGAAAGGACCAUCUGCUGUUCAAUUUGCAUGUUAAGUGCGAAGUCAAUUGUUUUUUUUUAUAUAAAGAAAUCUCUCAGUGGGA
Molecule: messenger RNA, 6430 nt
Organism: Trematomus bernacchii (emerald rockcod)
Lineage: Eukaryota; Metazoa; Chordata; Actinopteri; Perciformes; Nototheniidae
Product: solute carrier family 35 member D3
Exons: 4
Coding region: 719-2038 (439 amino acids)
Cellular component (GO): Golgi apparatus
Molecular function (GO): antiporter activity
Source: RefSeq, a predicted model, not a curated record